UUGGUCAAUGGCCAUGCAUUGUUGAAGCUUCCGCUUUUACCAAACUGCCGGCUGGAUUCAAGAUAAACAAAGCUACUCCGGAUGUUUAGGGUCGAUUAUGUGCGACAAGAACAAAUGUUCGAUGUAAAACUAUCAUCGAAGAUUCGAAUCGAAAGUUAAAGUCUUAAUUAUUCCUCGACAUGCACUAACUAUUCAAUAUGCAGUUUAUAUCAUUGUCAGUUGUGGUGUUUUGUCUUUGCCUGGCAACAUCGGCGUUAUAUGAAGCCAACGGCAAGGAUGUGGUAAUAUUCCGAGGAAAACGCGACAGAUUCACAAAUGUAUUUGGUUGUAACGUGUCAAAUGCGAUUUGUUCCGAUGAAAGCUGUGCUGACUGUCAGUGUAUGAUGGAUCAGAUAUUUGUAUGGACAAGAGGUCAAUAUGGGAAGUGUGUCCCAAACGAGCUGAUAGUCUACGCGACAUGUAAGUUGCUGUAUAAAGUGUACAACGGCAAAGGCCUUUACUUAGGUCUAUACUUACUAUAUAUAUAUACAAAAUCUUGGCUAAGAGGUUAAGACCAGUUGAUCAUAUGACAUACAUCACUUAGCAGUACUUAACCUUGAGUAAAUAUAGGUUUAUAUACCGCUAUACCCGUUCCGCCGUUCGAGUUUAUAUCCAGGUUUCAAUAAAUAUAGCUAAGUUUAUAGCCGUAUUUCGACCUAUACUGUAAUACCAAAAGUAAAAUGGUCUAAAUACCAAUGUAUCUGAAACCCCUGUCAAUCCCAUCUGAUGGCGGCUCUGAUAUUGCUUACCAGGGUUAAAAUUGAAUUUCUAGACGGCCACUCAAUCCGUAAACCGACAAACUAGACUUUUCCAACCAAAUUCUUCUAUUUACUGCUGCAACAAAAUAUUAAUUCAUAUCCUUAGCAAGAAUAAACCUCAGAAUUUACGUAGAUCAUAUACAAUAAUUAUAUUAUAGAUUCUGGUAAUAUUGUGUUUUGCUCACGAACAUAUUUCUCUUUGAUAUUGACCCCUAUUCUGUGCUCGAAAUAUAACGAUAUAACCUAAAUUCUCACAAGGCUACAGGUAUAUAUAUAUUAUAAUACCAUAGUUGCCUCGAAAUUCUUUGUCUCGCGAGGUACGAUUAAUCACUAAUUUACCUCAUUACUAAAACAUGGAGUAAAAUUAGAACUAAUUUUUACCACGGGCAAAAUUAGAACUAAUUUUGCCCGUGGUAAAAUUAGUUCUAAUUUGCAUGCUUGAUGAGGGAUAUUUAGAAGACAAAAGCGUACCUCAUUACCUCUGAUUGGAGAGCUGUACCUCAUCGAAAAUCAUCGGCACAACUAUGGACAGUAUCUGACGACACCGUCCCGUACGCAUUCGAACAAUCACUUUGCCAGCUUUUAUUCCCUAAUCUUGAACAUUUCAAUUGUGGGAGAAAAUUCCGUUUAUGCGCAUGCCUAAAACGAAUGAACACGGAGAUGUGUUUCUGCGCGUGCGUAUAUAUGAAAAGUGUUCGUACCACAAUCAUAAGACAAUCAAACAGCAUUCAAAACAGGCAACACACCACGCGCGAUUCCCUCGGCAACUAUGAUAUUACAAAGUAAUAGCAUGGCAUUACGGUCGAUUAGUGAUGAAAUGUCCCUCAAGCCUCGAGAGGUUUAGUAAACCUCUCUCGGCUUUCGGGUACAUUUAAUCACUAAUCGCCCUGAAUGCCAUGCUAUUACUUAUAAAUAUACAUAUAGUUGGAUGACUUGGGAAAUCUUGUAUAAUGAAUCUUAGCUAUAGGCUGCAUGGUUCAUAUCGGAAAUAUAUAGAGUCUGAUUUAAGUGUCUAUCUCGGUGUCAAAAGUGUAUAAAUCAACUGACCAGUUCAAAAUAUUUUGUCAGAUCAAAUCACGAAUUUACCCAAACGUCUCGUAGCAACAAACAUUUCUAUAUAAUCAUGCAGUGCGCAGCAUGACGUUCAAUUAAAACAGAAUUUUAAUAAAACACAGCAAGCGGGAUGAGUCGGUUGACCAGGCGGAAAAGCGUCAUGUAAUCGACUCGAAAUUUCAGCCCGAGUUGAAAACACAAUCCUUUAAAUUAAAUGGCUUUAUUUUUGUUUGUUCUAUUUUCAAAGGCAAUCACAGUCUCGCACAAUUUAAAUAACAGACAUAAUAUUUUAAAUUCUUCAACGAAUUUAAACAGAUUUCAUCCCGGUUUGAGCUGAAAUUUUAACUCAGCAUGCGGGAUUAACUGCAAAAGUACAAAUAACUUAUAUUACUUUUUCAUAUCUUUUACAGCUUAUGAAGCCUCGUUUCUUGUGCAGAACAACCUUUCUAAGUCCUGUACUUAUCAAAAAUUCCUUGAUCAUACCACAUUUGUCCUUGAAAGCUCUAUAUUAUGUAACGACAAAAACAGAGAUUCCCGUUGGAUUUGGACCAACUUUGGACAAAUCUUAAAUUGGGAAACCUUGGAAUGUAUGACAGAUGAUUUCAUUGGUGGUGGCCGGCAUUACCCCACGAUGAAGAAAUGUGACAAAAGCACUGAUCAAAAGCAAUUAUGGGAAUGUGUUGGUGACAAGAAAUACGACAUCAUACAGUCACUAUCGCGCAGAUACAUGUACUACGGAGAAGUUACUCAAUUUGUUACAACGAAAAACACUCAGCCAUCCAAUAAAACAAAAUGGAAGCGCUUUGGUUCAGAGAAAGAUGUCUGUUCACAAGGUAAUUUUUAAAUGCAUAAAACCAAUUCUUGAACAGAAUACAAAAUUGGCAGAUCAGAACUGUUUCUUUCGUAAGUUAGUACAAACUGUAUAAAAUCAGGGAAGAUAUUUGAUAACUCUCAUUUACCCUAAUCGACUUCGAGCUAGCUGUCAAGCAUUCUUGAUCAGUCAACGAGAGUUUUGGCUGAUUUCACCGCGGCUGGUGAGAAGAGUGUAAAUUUUUGAAAGUCUAUUUUUCACUUUCUAGAAACUAACUUUCUAGAAAAUAUAUUUAAUGACAAGUUGGCGAUGAAAGCCCUAUAUAAAAACAUUUUCCAUUUAAAAUUUUUACUCUAGAAUACAAUCUAGUCAAUUUUCGUGAAACUUUUUCUAUACGCACUGAAAGGCGUCCUCGCUAUAAAGGUUGCAUGCAUGAUUAUCUCCCAUGUAUAUCAAUAUUUUGAGUCAAUACAAAUAUUAACCAUACCUUGACGUACUGUUUAUACUCUCAUUUCAGCUGUAGGAUGUCAGACAUUUGCAGAUGGUUCAUCGCUCGUCAUCCUUAACAAAACAAAAUGUGAAAAAGAGUCAGAGUGUUUGGGAGAGAAAGAAAUCAAAUUCAGCAAAGCAAAAUGCUUGCUCUUGCCAAAUAAAACUCAAUAUUUACACAAUGAUACGUGGAAGGCGUUGGAAAAAAAGAAUGGAAACUUUUUCAUAUCUUCAUCAGCUAACAAAGUAUCUUUAAAGGUAUCUCAAAUGUUUGCUAUAUUAGACAUAGUAUAUGACGUUGUUCGUACAGUAUAUUAUUUGCGAUCUCUCCUUUUUAAUUUCUGGUUGAGUGAAUUGCCAGAAAAUUUGGAACAGCCGAAAUUUUUCAUAUGCAUGAAUAACAACUAUAUUCAGUAUAUAUAGGUUGUAAAACGAAUAAGGCGAAUUCCAUUUGUUUUGCUUCCAGUGGAAUUUGACGAAGACACCAAAAAGCUGGGGUGGAUUAAUGGUUAAGGUACAGUUUAUGUGUGAGACUAUUGCUGCAACAAAAACUGAACACUGCGUCGUGAUAAAAUACACAGGAACCUUUACAGGUAAGGAUCCAUAAAAAUAAUUUUUGUAUAUAUAUACACUAGUGUUUUCAUGAUUCAAAUAAUUAAUGACUUGAUCUAGCUACACAUCUGAUUAUAUGAGAAACUCUUUACUCCAGUCUAAGGGCUCGUUCAGACUGAGUGCCCGGCACUGGUGCCCAAUGUUCAAAAUGGUUCACAAAACAUGUUGAGCACAGUGCCGUUGUUGACUACUACCUCUAGAGGUAGUGCCCGUUCUUGGGCACUGUGCCCAAUUUCAUUUGAAAGCGUCGUGUUCAAACUGGGAGCCAAAACAAGUGCCGGGCACCAGUGCCGGGCACCCAGUCUGGACGCAGCCUAAAUCGUUCUUCCUUGAGGUCCAGUUUGGGUUAGGGCGACUAAUCAUUCAUCUGCACUCUGCAAGAAUCAAACCCUGGUGACAGAAGUGCAUGUACUAACACUGUACCAACACUGUACCAACAGCAACUCAUUUCGAAAAAACACAAAACGUAUUAAUACGAAAAUUUGUGGCACUACUGGACACUACCCAAGGACAAAUUGAGUGAAGAUUUGUCUUGCUUUGCCGGGUACAGUAAACCGAUUACGUAAUUAACCUAUUGUAUAAUUUGUGCAUGAUACAUAACUCAAUGCAGUCUCCGAGUGCCCUCUAGCUUAUUUAUUUAUUUACUUUAACAGGUUUUUGUAAUGAUGACGAAGAUAGUGGUGAUGGUGAGGAUGGCGGUGGCGAAGAUGGUGAUGGUGACGACGGUGAUGAUAAAGAUGGUGAUAGUGGUAUCGACAACACCAACAAAGACAAAACAGACAAAGAUACCAAUGGUGGAGAUAAGGACAAUACUCAAACUGUAGUUAUAAUUGUCUGUGUGGUAGUCGCCCUGUUGUUAUCUGGCGUGAUAGUUUUUAUUAUAUACAAACACAGAAACAGGUAAACCUUUUUAAUAAGCCUAGCCUGGGUAUAACAAGUAAAACAUAAAUCCUGCUGUAGCUAGAUAUUCAACUGUUACUUUUGCAUCGUCCAAUAAAAAUUACGAAAACUAGUCAAUACCACAACACAACAUAUAGAGAUUAAUCUUGCCAAUCCUAAAAAAAUCUGCCUAAUGAAUCAUUGAAUGAUACAGGAAAACUAAUUCAAGUGGGGUAAUAUAGAAGGACACUACGGUCGAAUGCCCACAGACAACAGCCUGAGAACGAGGCUUCGUGCAAUGUUAUACUGUUUCCAUAACAAAUUUUGCACGAAGCCUCCACUCCUCCGCGUUAUUGUUUUUGACAACUAGAGAGUUAUUCGGAAAUAACCUGUUACCUAGCUACAGGUUCCUUAGAAACCCUAUCAAAUUUAAAUCUUGUGUUUAAAUCGCCUUUAAAUCUGUCCAAUGUCGAAAAAUUGACCAGAUUGAGGUUUUUAGGCCUGAUAUUGGUCAGAAGUUUAUUUGAAUUAAACCCGUACGUAUAUGUUUUUGUUCACCAACCUUGUAUCUUCAUAUAGGUUUUUUCUUUCAAGGAAAAGGAAUACGGAAAGACAAGGUAUAAUUUUUUUUCUCCUAAUUUGAAAAAAGUGAAAGUUGUCUUUGUUUAGAAGGCACGACAUUGGAAAAAAUGUAACGGUUAAUUCAUACCAGUGGCUCAUAAGGGACAUCUCAUAAAAUAACGAGAAUACAUGCACGGAUAAACAAUAUAAUAUACAAUCGCGGAAAAAUAUCGGUAUUUUUUCCGGUAUCGGUUUUUUUUUCAAUACCGCAACAUCCUAUAUAUAUUUAAUGUAAAUACCAACGGUGGUUUUCUAAAAUAAAUUACACAGGAUAUCUAUCAAUAUUGAUCUCCUUAAUUUUCUUAACACAGUAUCCAGAGCUAUAAAUUAACUGAAUCUUACUUCAUAUUGAGGGAAAUCAUUAGUAACUUUAAUCCUUGUCACUGCAUGUAUCGUAUAUGUAUAUAGGCUCGUUAUUAUACAGUAAGCAACCCCAGUCUUACAUAAUUGACAAGAUACUUUUGACUGAAGUAAACACGUGUUUGUAUUACUCUUUGAAAAGGUUUCACAUGAAACAAUAUUUAAUGUCAUCCAUUUUAUAACUACAGAUGUUCCACCCAAUGAAGAGUAUGCAAACGCUAUGAACCAACUUUAUCCAGCAAAUAACAAUAUUUCGCAAAGAGAAUGUGAACUUUACGAAUCAACUCCCAACCAUGUCUACCAGUAUGUAGACGUUGACCACAAAAACGUGGCUCCACCACCUCAAAAUCUUACGUAUGACUAUGCUUUCGUUGAUGGUCCAUUGACCAAGAGUGAGCGAUCGAGUGUGGAACUUGAUGCAACUGCAGGUGGGAAAGAUACAUCUUUGGAGGAUGAUGAUAAAGAGGAGCAGACAGGAGAAACGAAUAAUAUAACUCAAAGUACCAAACUGCCACCACAUAAGUACCAUGUUCUUGAAGGACCAUAACUGUUAAAACAAAGAGUAUACUGUUGAAGUCAGUGAUCAUGCAUGAUGUCCUUUGCAUCAUUCUUAUAGCAUGCAGAACAGCGUUUGCAAUUGCUGCAACUUGCAACAACAAAUGUUAAGUGAGAAUUUUCACUAUUUAAAUUCAUCAAUUAUCAGAAAUAUUUAUUUGAUUAUUUCCCUGUAAUAAUUUAACUCAACUUAUUUAAACUAAUUAUUUUCAUGCACGUUAGUUGCACAUUAUUCAAUGGAAACUUUGUAAAUAUUUUGUAAGAAAUUGCCAGGAGAUUUCAUGUACAGGUCACGUUGCCUUCCUAAUUUAAAUGGUAUAUUCCAAUCGACUCAUAAACGUUGUUAUUCAAGG
This is a messenger RNA of Paramuricea clavata, 6530 nucleotides long. NCBI's taxonomy places the organism in Eukaryota, Metazoa, Cnidaria, Anthozoa, Malacalcyonacea, Plexauridae. The record is from the annotation of a GenBank genome assembly.